AUGAUCAUGAAGCUGAGAGGUUCCACGACCCCUGGCUUCUGCAUCUCACGAUGGCACUGGGAAUUCGGACCAUUCGGAAAUGCCCCUUUAAACUGUCAUUAUUCUCUUCCCCUCGUAAUAUCCUUCAUUCGGGCCGCCAUUCAACCUCCAUCCCCCCCAAAGGCUAUCAUGAAGCGCCAGCACAAGCCUCUAGUUGAGCACAAGAUCACAUCGCUCUUCUGUGUCCUUUUCCUCACGGCUACAUUUGUCCUCCUUCUACUCGUCGGUCUCUCUUUGACCAUCAUCAAACCUAUCUACAUUAUCCGCGUGUUUUCGAUAAGGACGGGGCAGCCAGCUACUAGUCUCGCAACGGAGUUGAGGUUUGGCGUUUGGGGUGUUUGUGCUUCCAGUGCGCUUGAUGCACCCACCGCAUUCGAAAACGAUGGCCCGUGUUUCGGACCCCAGCUCGGAUAUGCCUCUUUCACCGAUCUCAUUCCCGAGGAUUUCCUCCAACAUUUUGGGUUGACGGACGGCAUCGUGAAUACUGUCCUCAAGGGGCUCUUGACCAUCCUCGUUCUACACUUGGUAGCCGCAGGGUUCUCUCUAUUCGGCCUCGUCACUGCAUUAUUCCUCGCCUCUCAUACCCUCACGAUUUUAUCUCUCGUCUUGACUAUCAUCACGUCCUUGCUCACCACCAUCGUGUUCGCGAUAGACUUGGUCAUUAUUGUUGCCACGAAAUCACAGCUCCCCAAGCUGACGAAUAAUGGUGUCGCUGUUGGGACUGGAAAUGCGGUUUGGAUGGUGCUUGGGGCAUUAAUUGCAACGUGGCUUGCGGUGAUAUUCUUGUCGGCGAGGGCUUGCUAUUGUUGUGGAGUAAGGAGGAAAGGCCUGGACACGUACUGA
Marasmius oreades (fairy-ring Marasmius) is the source of this 882-nucleotide messenger RNA. RefSeq lists its product as uncharacterized. NCBI's taxonomy places the organism in Eukaryota, Fungi, Basidiomycota, Agaricomycetes, Agaricales, Marasmiaceae. The transcript is spliced from 3 exons. The coding region runs from base 1 to 882 and encodes 293 amino acids. The record is from RefSeq and is a predicted model, not a curated record. Gene Ontology annotation, cellular component: plasma membrane; growing cell tip; cell division site.